UUGGGGGUAGGUUUUGUAUAAGUGAAGAUAUAUAGGGGUGAACUGUAAAAACGAGAACUUGCUAGUUAGGGGAUCAAAUAAAAUUCUCUAGGGUUAGGGUUUAGCAAAACAGAGACAAUUCUUGAGAUUGAAUCAUCAAAAAAAAAAAUGUCUAAGAAGAACAAUUUAGCUCGUAGAAAGAGACAACACGAAUUCGAGCUUCAAAAGGAGAAGGAACAGAAAGAAAAGAACGAGAAGAAACUCCAAGCAAAGAAGAACAAGAUGAAAGUUGACAAUACUAACAAGAUGAAGAAGAAAGGUGCAAGUGGGUUUUCAGUAAAGAAGAAAAAGGUGAAGACCAAAUUGACUGCAUUGACAAAAGCUAAAGCUGCUCAGGCAAUGGAGGUUGACAAAUGAUGAAUGAGUUCCAAAUUUUGAAAUCUUGUUUAUUUUUAUGUUUAUGUUGACAUGCCAGUGGGUUAUAGAACUUGACUGCUGCUGAAUUAGCAGCAAUUUUAUGUAAGUUGUAACUUAAACUUGGAAGUUCAAAUCUAGCUAUCUUUCAGUUUCACA
Messenger RNA from Ricinus communis (castor bean), 552 nucleotides. RefSeq lists its product as uncharacterized. Lineage: Eukaryota; Viridiplantae; Streptophyta; Magnoliopsida; Malpighiales; Euphorbiaceae. The transcript is spliced from 3 exons. The record is from RefSeq and is a predicted model, not a curated record. The coding region runs from base 148 to 396 and encodes 82 amino acids.